Molecule: messenger RNA, 2158 nt
Organism: Anolis carolinensis (green anole)
Lineage: Eukaryota; Metazoa; Chordata; Lepidosauria; Squamata; Anolidae
Product: cGMP-dependent protein kinase 1
Biological process (GO): protein phosphorylation
Molecular function (GO): ATP binding; cGMP-dependent protein kinase activity
Source: RefSeq, a predicted model, not a curated record
GGAUGCCAGCCUCAUCCUGGAAGCCGUGAAGCGCAACCAGUUCCUGCGCUGCCUGGGCGAAGGGCAGGACCAGCCGCUGGUGGAGAGCUUCACCUCGCUGGAGUGCCUCCCGGGGCAGAACGUGGUGGCCGAGGGGGACGACGGCAGUGCCAUGUACAUCGUGGCCGAGGGAGAGCUGCGGGUGACGCAGAAGGGGCGCCAGCUGCGCAUGCUGCUCCCGGGGGACGUCUUCGGGGAGCUGGCCGUCCUGUACAACUGCCGGCGCACGGCCACCGUCACAGCGGUAACUCUGGUGCAGCUGUGGGCCAUCGACAGGCAGGCGUACCGCACCAUCAUCACCCAGAAUGCCAAGCAGAAGCGCGCCCAGGUGCUGGCCGGCCUCCGAGGGGUGAAGCCCCUGCAAGGCCUGUCGGAUGCAGCCCUUUCGCAGCUGCUGGAUUCUGCAGAAGAGCGCACCUUUGCUCCAGGUGAGCUCAUCAUCCAGGAAGGGGACGAGGCCCGGACCUUCUACUACAUCCUCUACGGACAGGUCGACGUGACCAUGAACGUGGAGGGCCAGGAGAAGCACAUCCGUAUCCUCAAGGGCGGGGACCACUUUGGGGAGCUCUCCCUCAUCCGCAACAUCCGCCGGACGGCCAGCUGCCGGGCGCUGGAGGAGGUCACCUGCAUCGCCGUCUCCAAGGAAGACUUCCAGGAGCUGAGCCCACUCUGCGUCCAUGAGACGGAAGGGACCACGCAAGAGACCCUCCCCGACUCCAGACGGGGUUCCUCCCUGGAUGGCGUGGCCUCCCCUUCUUCUUCUUCUUCCUCCUCCCCUUCCUCGGGGACCUUUCCUCCUCUUCCUCCUCCUCCGCUGCGGCUCCAGGACCUGCAGCCCGUCCACUACCAGGAGGGAGAGCGGAAGGGGCAGCCCGUGGUCCUGGGCACCGGCGGGUUCGGCUCCGUCGAGCUGGUGCGGAGCACAUGCGCGGAGGAAGGGCCGGCCGAGCGCCUCUUUGCCCUGAAGCGCCUGCGCAAGGACCACGUGGUGCAGAAGCGGCAGCAGGAGCACGUGCUGAUGGAGAAGCGGGUCCUGCUCCAGAGCCGGUGCCCCUUCAUCGUCCGGCUCUUCGCCACUUUCCGGGACAGUCGCCACGUCUACCUGCUGCUGGAGUUCUGCCAGGGAGGGGAGCUGUGGGCCAAGCUGCGUGAAGCACGCUGCUUCUCGGAGCCGGUGGCCGUCUUCUGCUCGGCUUGCGUGGUCGAAGCCCUGGACUACCUCCACUCCCAAGGCAUCGUCUACCGGGACCUGAAGCCGGAGAACCUCAUGCUGGACGACAAGGGCUACGUCAAGCUAGUGGACUUUGGCUUUGCCAAGGCGCUGAAGCGGGGGGAGAAGACCUACUCCUUCUGUGGGACCCCGGAGUACCUGGCCCCCGAGAUCCUGCGCCACGAGGGCCACGACUUCUCCGUGGACUUCUGGACCCUGGGGGUGCUCAUCUUCGAGAUGCUGGUGGGAAGGCCCCCCUUCCACAGUGCGGAGCCUCAGAAGAUCUACAGCAAGAUCAUGGACGGUGUCUUCUCCUUCCCCGCCUUUGUCAGCGAGGCGGCCUGCUCUCUAGUGGCCAAGCUUUGCAGGCGCCGACCCGGGCAGAGACUGGGCAACACCAGCAGCGGGAUCCGCGGGAUCCGGAAACACAGGUGGUUCGGCUCCCUUUCCUGGAAGAAACUGGCGCUGCGUCAGCUCGAGGCCCCCACCACAGUGCUGCUCAAACAGGGCUCUCCCUACGUCAACUUCAAGCGCUUUUCCAUUUCGCAGCAAGAGCCAGAGGAGGACUUCUCCGGAUGGGACCAAGACUUCUGAGCCUCGCUGUCUGAUGUUGGGGCCCACAACCCCCCGGCCCUUGUUCUCCGUCUCCUCCGUGCACUGGGGCCCCUCCGCGGGGCUUUGCAGAGACCGGGGCCACUCCGUCGGCCUGCCGUUCCCUGGACCGUGGUCGGGUGGGGUGUCCGUGCUGAAGCCCCGCUGUGCCCCCCUCGCCCACCCACCCACCCACCACCCGCUGCUCCGGUGUGUGCUAGGACGUGGUUGUCUUGGGUGCCGUCACCGUGAGGAGGGGACCCCGCGGCCCUGCUGUGUUGUGUGCUGCUCAAUGUGGGAAUAAAUGGCGUCAGGACA